AUGUCAAAUUCGAUUCAGCAAAAGUGAGUUUCUGUGAUCAUUUCUGGUUUUUUCCCUUUUUUUUAACUCAACUGACGUAUCGAUUUCAGAAAUCUUGAUUAUGCCACUAAAAUUACAAUUAAGGCGCCGAUUGAUUUGACUAAUACGACUACUUCAAUAUCGGAAGAAGAGUAAGAUAAAUUUUUUUGUAAAGUUUUUGAUUUUAGGCAUUUUACAUUGAGCCUUUUGGAGUUUGAGAGCGCAUCAGUAAAUGUGACUGAGAGUGGGCCAGUCAAAGCUGAUCUUCCAGAAUGUGAACCCUUGGAAAAAAUUACUGAUUAUAAAACUAAAAUAUCACAAGCAACUCUGCUGAUUGAAGAUCUGGAAGAAUUUGAGGUUGAGAGGAACCAUCCUGGAGUUCUUCCUGGAGGUAUUUGGAAACCGCGUGAUUGUAAAGCCAGGCAUAAAGUCGCAGUCAUAAUUCCUUAUCGAGACAGGAAAAGCCAUUUGACCAGACUUCUCGACUUCCUCAUUCCCAUUAUGCAGAAACAAAGACUUGACUUCCGAUUUAUUGUCACAGAACAGGCAAGUAAUUUCUUCUCGAAAACUUUUGAUUUUUUAGUAUGGAGAUGAUCUUUUCAACAAAGGCAGAAUUAUGAAUGCUGCAUUUCAAUUGGCCGUGAAACUGAAGGUUGAUUGUGUCAUAUUCCACGACGUGGAUAUGUUUCCUCAAGAUGACAGGACUCCUUACGAUUGUCCGGACACUCCUCGCCAUCUCGGCGCCUUUGUCAGUAACCUUGGCUACCAGUAUGUUGAAGCGCAUUUUAUUGGUAGUCAUUUUUAGAUUAUGGUACAAGGAAAUUGUCGGUGGCGCAUUAGCGAUCAGAAUUGAGGACUAUCUCGCCGUAAAUGGUUACUCAAACCUUUAUUGGGCGUGGGGCGGAGAAGAUGACGACAUGGGUGAGAUCUUAUUGUCUGAAUUAUCAGUUUAUCGGGUGGCAAUUCGGCUGGCUGAUUUUGUGUGCAUGUGUAAAAUUAAAACAACUAGUAUAACAUAUAGAAUUCUUCAAUUCUUUAAGUUUACCACCCAAAAGUGAAAAGAUUUUUGCUCGGCCCUUGCAUAUUUCGGUCAGAUUACAUAUUCAUAAUAAAUUAUUUUAGAAAGUUUUAAAAGCUGGUAAAAUAGGCUCUAAGUCAAAAAGGUUUAUUAUAUAAGAGUGAAGAAAUAAGACCGAUUUUGGGAUUUUGAAAAAGACGCCAAAUUUGCUUUCUCGAGCUUUUCUUCUCAUGUCGGCCUCAUUUUUUCCAUUCUAUUUUUUUCAAAAAAAGUGAGGAAAGCGUUUUUAACGUUUUGCUUCGAAACGACCGGUGCGAUCUUAUUUCUUCACUCUUAUAUUAUCCAUCCAUUGAUUUUGAUAGUUAUUUUUUAUUAAUUUUAGGUAAACGGAUACUAUCACAGAAUUAUACAAUAGAACGACCGAACCAGGAAUAUGCCCGAUUCUCGAUGUUGAAACACGUUAAAAGGAAACGAACCGCCCCCAAACUCAUCUACAAACUGCUUGACGACGCCGAUUCCAGAUGGCACAAUGAUGGGGUCAACGAAACAGAUCAUUGGAAGAUAAAAUCUCUGAUCAAGAGGCCUCUUUAUUAUCAUCUUUUUGUAGAUGUGGGACCGGCCCCCGCCUUCUGGAGGUCCACUUAA
Bursaphelenchus xylophilus (pine wood nematode) is the source of this 1681-nucleotide messenger RNA. The record is from the annotation of a GenBank genome assembly. Lineage: Eukaryota; Metazoa; Nematoda; Chromadorea; Rhabditida; Aphelenchoididae.